This is a messenger RNA of Dendroctonus ponderosae (mountain pine beetle), 1212 nucleotides long. RefSeq names its product aldo-keto reductase family 1 member A1. Gene Ontology annotation, cellular component: cytosol. Gene Ontology annotation, molecular function: aldose reductase (NADPH) activity. The coding region runs from base 169 to 1134 and encodes 321 amino acids. The record is from RefSeq and is a predicted model, not a curated record. The transcript has 7 exons. NCBI's taxonomy places the organism in Eukaryota, Metazoa, Arthropoda, Insecta, Coleoptera, Curculionidae.
AUACACAGUGACUGUUAUGGUUGACGCAAAUGCCAACUUUCGAGUGAUUCGUUAAGUUCAGUUAUAAAAGAGGAAAUACGGGAGUAUUUAAAAUAAAAAUGUUACUCGAGUGAGUGGAAAGUUGUGAAGCGUUGUCCAAAGGACGCAUUGGAAGCGCGUGGCUAGAUCAUGGCAGUCCCAUCCUUUGAAUUAGUAAGCGGAUACAAAAUUCCUGCUGUGGGACUUGGAACGUGGCAAAGCAGCGAUGAAAAGGAACUGGAAGGCGCUUUGAAUGCCGCCUUGGAAAAUGGCUACAGACACAUCGAUACCGCUUUCGUAUACCAAAACGAGCAUAUUAUCGGCAGGGUGAUUAAAGAAUGGCUCACUUCCGGCAAAGUUAAGAGAGAAGAACUGUUUAUUACCACAAAACUGCCCAUGGAUGGUAUCGCGACCGACAAAGUGGAGCUGUACAUCAAGAAGUCCCUAGAGAGUUUGCAGUUAGACUACGUUGAUCUUUACUUGAUUCAUUUUCCAGUAGCAACCAGUGAGCGGAAGAACCCCACAGAUCCUUUCCAAACCAUCCCGACGGACCACGUUGCUGUAUGGAAGAAACUUGAGGAACAAGUCGAUGCGGGUCGAACCAGAAGUAUUGGAAUUUCAAAUUUCAACCUCAAACAAGUGGAGAGAAUCGUGAAAAAUGCCCGAAUCAAGCCAGCCUCACUACAGAUUGAAAACCACAUAUUCCUCCAGCAAAAAGAGUUGAUCAAAUAUGCUCAAGAGCAAAAAAUUGUGGUUGUUGCGUAUUCGCCAUUGGGAAGUCCGGGUUACGGAAAGUUUGUCGCCAGAUUUGGACUAGAGGCAAAGCCAGUUCCAAGCAUUUUUGAGCACCCAAAAGUCAACGAAAUUGCAAAAAAACAUGGGAAAACCCCGGCCCAUGUCGCCUUAAAGUUCCAACUUCAACGAAAAGUAGUGGUAAUUCCAAAAAGUGUUACAGCAAACCGGGUGAAGGAAAAUAUCAAUCUUUUUGAUUUCACUCUGGAUGAACAGGACAUGAAGACUUUAAGCGAUUUGGAUGUUGGUGAAGCUGCCAGAGUUUGCGACUUCAAAUUUGCCCCGGUAUUAGCAGACCACCCAGAAUGGCCAUUUCCCAAGUAGGUCGAUAAGGCGGUUUAUGUAGUUAGGUUGUUAGCAGCACAGUUUUAUCACGAGACCAAUAAACUUGUUCAAUAAAAA